ACACGGGGUUAGAAGGUGAAAAGGAGUAAGUGGCUUUUUAUGUUCAAGUUGGCGAAAAGCAGAAUAAAAGUAGUCUGAUGAACAGACAGAAUCGAUAACACGAGCUACGAACUAAUCGAGGACGCCGAGUUCGCACAGUUAAAAAGGAGCGGCUCAAGCGGAGCGCGCCAAGCUUGAAUAACGGCUGGUUGGCGGAAGGCGGAGCGGCGCUUCGACGCCACCGAAGCCGAGAGGGUGGCGGGGGUGCCUGGCGGUCCGGGCUGAAAGAGUUGAAAUCUGUGGGGUGGCCCUGUGGGACUUCCCUGAGGCGCUCCCCACUUCCGACAACCGGGUGAGGAGAGCCAAGCGCGGCGGACAGGCGGAGCUCAGGCCCACAGAGGGACCUCUUGGACUAUGCGGGGGGCCUGCCCUCCCUCGUAACGGCGCGGCGGGUUUUGCCGGGGCGCGUCUCCCUCCCGCGCUCCGGUUUGAGGCCAUGUCGUCGUCCGCCACGACCCCUCCCGUUGUGGACCCCAACAGGCUUUCCGACCGCUUCACCAUUUUAGACUAUGUCGUUUUCGGGGCCAUGCUGGUUUUCUCCGCCGCCAUCGGCAUUUUCUACGCCUUCCGCGGAGUCCACAAGAGUCACGACGACUACGUGAUGGCGGGCCGCAGCCUCACGUGCGGGCCGGUGGCGCUCUCGCUCACGGCCAGCUUCAUGUCAGCGGUGACAGUGCUGGGCACCCCGGCCGAGAUCUAUCGCUUUGGGAUCUCUUUCGGCCUCUUUUCCAUCGCCUAUGCCAUCAUGGUGUUGAUCAGCGCAGAAGUAUUCCUGCCCGUUUACUACAGGCUGGGGAUCACCAGCGCAUACGAGUACUUGGAACUUCGAUAUAAUAAAUAUAUGCGUCUGGUUGGAACAGUGAUGUUCAUGACACUGACGGUAUUAUAUACUGGAAUUGUUAUAUAUUCUCCAUCCUUGGCUUUGAAUCAAGUUACAGGAUUUCAGUUGUGGGGUUCUGUUGUUGCAACAGGAGUAGUCUGUACUUUCUAUUGCACACUGGGUGGCCUAAAAGCAGUUGUCUGGACAGAUGUUUUCCAGUUUAUAUUGAUGAUAUCUGGGUUUCUAGUAGUGAUUGUACGGACUGCAAUAAUUAAAGGAGGACUCAGUACCGUUAUAGAUGAGGCCCGCCAUGGAGGAAGACUGAGAAUAUGGGACUUUAACCCAAAUCCUCUGCAAAGGCAUACUUUCUGGACACUUGUUGUUGGUGGCACGUUUACUUGGCUUGGCAUAUAUGGAAUAAAUCAAUCUCAAGUUCAACGAUACCUUGCUUGCAGAUCACUUCUUCAUGGAAAACUUGCUCUAUAUUUAAAUCUUGUGGGACUCUGGAUAACACUAUCUUCUGCAGUUAUGAGUGGACUUUCAAUAUAUUCUAUAUACAAGGAUUGUGACCCAUGGACAGCAAAAUAUGUAUCAGCACCAGAUCAGCUCAUGCCAUAUUUAGUGCUAGACAUUUUGGGAGAUUUUCCAGGUAUUCCAGGACUUUUUGUGGCUGGGACCUACAGUGGCACGUUAAGUACAGUGUCUUCCAGCAUCAAUGCAUUAGCUGCCGUAACUGUAGAAGAUCUUGUUAAACCUCAUAUCAAAUUGUCGGAGGCAAGUUUGUCCUGGGUUUCCAUGGGAAUGAAUAUAUUGUUUGGUGUAAUAUGCCUUUUCAUGGCUGCAAUGGCAUCUGCUGUGGGUGCUCUGUUACAGGCUGCACUCAGUAUUUUUGGGAUACUUGGUGGACCUCUUUUGGGAGUAUUUUCUGUGGGUGUCCUGUUGCCUUUUGGAAACGCGAAAGGUGCAUUUUCAGGCCUUAUUUGUGGAUUUCUUCUCGUACUGUGGGUUGGAAUUGGAUCUCACAAGUACCCUCCCCCUCCCCACAGAACUUUGCCAUUACCUCUUUCAACUCAGGGUUGUAGAAGACCCAACCUCACAGUGGUUGAACAUAUAACAACCACUCUGCCUCCUCCAACUUCUCCAAGACCAGCUCUUCAAGACUAUUGGUAUUCACUGUCAUAUCUUUACUUCAGUACGUUAGGAACUUUUGUCACAUUCUUUGUGGGGGCGGUUAUUAGUUUAGCAACAGGAGGACUAAAUCAAGAGGUGGACCGCAAGCUUUUGUUUGGCAAAGAGGAAUUUUUCGCCAAUUUUGUGUACUGGAAAUCGAACUGUGCAGCACUGCUUGAAAAGAUUCGUCCCAUGCCACAAGUGGUUCCUGAAGAAGGCUGAUAGUGUAGCAUUUUGAAUUUAUUGCUAUAGAAGGAACUCUUCUUCAGAGGAUGACACAGAGCAGCAUAUUCCUGCAUAAAAUUAAAUGCAAUGCUAUACAGACUGUAACAAUGUUUAAGUUUUUUAAAAAAUUAAAAAUGGGAAAUCUUUGAGAUUUUUACUAAAUGAAUUUUGCAACAAUAGCCAGUUUAGUAACCAUGAUAGCCAGCAAACUUGAGAUAGUGAUCUUGUUUCAGUUUUAUAUAAACUAAAAUGUAAUCCAAUA
Molecule: messenger RNA, 2516 nt
Organism: Pogona vitticeps (central bearded dragon)
Lineage: Eukaryota; Metazoa; Chordata; Lepidosauria; Squamata; Agamidae
Product: sodium-coupled monocarboxylate transporter 1
Biological process (GO): sodium ion transport; propanoate transmembrane transport
Cellular component (GO): membrane; extracellular exosome
Molecular function (GO): organic acid:sodium symporter activity
Source: RefSeq, a predicted model, not a curated record